This is a messenger RNA of Brassica oleracea var. oleracea, 990 nucleotides long. RefSeq names its product glutathione S-transferase T3-like. NCBI's taxonomy places the organism in Eukaryota, Viridiplantae, Streptophyta, Magnoliopsida, Brassicales, Brassicaceae. The record is from RefSeq and is a predicted model, not a curated record. The coding region runs from base 1 to 990 and encodes 329 amino acids. The transcript has 3 exons.
AUGGUUUCACUCAACUAUACAUUCGGGUUAGGUCCUCUCAAGCUGCUCAACAAAGGCUCUCGUCUAAGGCCAUGUAGAGUGAAAUGGGAAGACAAUAACCACAUCACAGACAAUAACCAAACGGGAAGACAACAAGGAGGAGAUGCACACUUGGAAGCUCACACUGUGGAAGACCGCAAAGAGAUACGGAAGUGGACACCAACAGAGGACGUUGUGCUUAUCAGUGCUUGGUUGAACACUUCAAAGGAUCCGGUUGUUGGUAAUGAGCAAAAAGCAAUUGCUUUUUGGAAACGAAUUGCGUCUUAUGUUGCAGCAAGUCCAAAGCUUGCUGGUUUGCAAAAGAGAGAGGCAAGUCACUGCAAACAAAGGUGGGGAAAAAUUAAUGAGGGCAUAUCUAAGUUUGUAGGCUGUUAUGAUGCUGCAACAAAAGAGAAAUCAAGUGGCCAGAAUGAGACUGAUGUGAUGAAAAUGGCUCAUGAGAUUUUCUUCAAUGAUUACAAGGUGAAGUUCACACUUGAGCAUGCAUGGUUGGAGCUUCACCAUGAUCAGAAAUGGUGUGGAGCUUCAACUACUAAAGAUAAAGUGCAGUCAAGAAGAAGGAAGCUAGAUGACCAAUCUGCUCAGUCAUCAACCUAUGUGCCAGGAGAGGAAGAUCAAUCCGCAAAGCCUGUUGGUGUUAAAGCAACAAAGGCGGAAGCUAAAAGUUCUGUGAGCAAGCCGAUUUUGGAAGAGGAAAGAAGGGAGUUUCAGAGCAUGUGGGAGAUUAGGCAGAAGGACUUUCCUUUGAAGGAGAAGCUGAACAAGCAGAAAUUGCUUGACAGCCUAAUUGCCAAGACUGAGCCACUUAGUGAACUAGAACUUGCUUUGAAAAAUAAGCUAAUUUCAGUGUUAGUUUAUGGAUGUUUAAUGCUUAUGCUUUGUGUUUCUCUUAAUGCUUUUGGUCAGUGUCUGAUGUUUAAUGCUUAUGCUUUGUGUUUCUCGAGUCUGUAA